This is a messenger RNA of Colletotrichum orchidophilum, 1719 nucleotides long. RefSeq lists its product as uncharacterized. The transcript has 6 exons. NCBI's taxonomy places the organism in Eukaryota, Fungi, Ascomycota, Sordariomycetes, Glomerellales, Glomerellaceae. The record is from RefSeq and is a predicted model, not a curated record. Bases 1 to 1719 code for a protein of 572 amino acids.
AUGUCGACGGCUGCUCCAGGAAACACGCCUUCCUUCGAACCGAUCCACUCAGGCCAGACAUCAGAAUCUACUCUGAUUUCUGCGUCGAUCAUACAUGCAAAUUCUGCGUGCUGGGUCUGGAAAUGUGCAAUCGUCCCAAGGAUCCUCAGCAUCGUUUUUGCAGUGACCACCGGAGAUGCGGAGUGGUGGGCUGCGUUCGUUCCGGAGACUGCCCAUCAGGGGUGCCACUGCCGUGGAUUUGUCCGGACCACAAAUGCUUUGCCGAGGAUUGCUACAAGACUAGAGACAAGCUGUACGGCUACUGUCUCGAUCAUCGAUGCCGAGUGGGAAGCUGCUUCGAGAGACGAAUACUCAACUCAGAGUUCUACCAUCGUUGCUUCAAUCACCAACGUUGUGUCGUCAAAAACUGCAAGCUCUACCGCUUCAAACGUCCAGACGGCGGUCUUUGGGACUUUUGCGAACAGCGCAGACUAUAGCGACUUCCGCUGCACUUACAAAGGCUGCGAUAAAUUGACAAUACCUGGCACCCGCUGCUGCGCCGUCCACAAGUGCACUUUCGAAGGAUGCGUAAACUUCCGAGACAAUGAGACCGACAAGGAGAGGGUUUUUUGUCGAGAUCACGGCUGCGGCGCUUCUAGAUGUUAUGCUGUUGCUGUCGCCAUCGAUGGAGGUGGCUUUCGACCCUUUUGCCGAAGACAUACUUGCACAGCAGCUGGUUGCAUCGAGGUAGCCGAGUUUGGUGUUCAUUGUCACAAACACCGUUGUCACUGGAAGAGCUGCGAAAAGCCAUGCCUUGCUGGAGGGGAAUACUGCGGUGAUCACGAGUGCAAAAGAGCCGGUUGUCGCAAAAUUGCCAAGCUGCAGUUCGGCUACUGCGCAGACCACUGUUGCAAGAUUGACAAUUGUAUCAAUUAUUGCGAUGUUACUGCCGACAGGAUAUGCUACGAGCAUUCGAGAGGCGACCUAUUCGACCGGAUCAAGCAUCUCGAAAAGAGGCUGAGAGAACGUCAACACGAGCACAUUCACGAGCAUCACGAACACCACCAUCCACAUUUUGACGACUUGCAAAUCCGGCAGGACAAGUUGAUCAGAGACUAUGACGAGUGUCUUCUCAGGUUGAACGAGAGCAGAGAGGAGAUUCGGGUUCUGCGUAGUACCUGGAUAUCAGCGGACGAGAACCGCAUCUGGCGCAAAGACCUCGAAGAUCGGAACGCUCGACUGCUAUUGGAUCUGGAUAGAGAAUUGAAAAGAAGCGAGCAUUGGGAGCGCAAAGCGAUUGAGUUUGGCCGGAGGAUCGAUGAUCUCGAGGUUUUGUUGGCCGAGGAGCGACUCAGACAUCCCAAGUCGGAUGAAUACGUUCGACAAAUCGCCGAUCUCGUGCGUAAAGUCGAGAUUCUCGAGGAUGAGCUCCGCAUAGAGAGAAACAAUCACCACAUACAUCAAGGACGACAGCACGAGAUCGAGAAGCUGGUCCGCACUAUUGAAGAGCUCGAGCGAAAGCUAAAGGGCGACCACAUCAAGGUGGAUGAGCUUAUCAAAAAAGUUGAUCUGCUACAGUCGAUACUCGCUGGCGAGAGAGAGCAAAAGGACAUUCUUCUUUCUGAGCUCGCCAAGCGAGAUGAGUAUGAGAGAUUGCGGCGAGACGAGCGCCGUCGACCCAGGAGAGGGAGCUGGGAGAGGAGGUCUCGCGACUCACGGCCCUGGGGCAGUGUUUUUUGA